Exophiala viscosa is the source of this 1822-nucleotide messenger RNA. RefSeq lists its product as uncharacterized. The record is from RefSeq and is a predicted model, not a curated record. Gene Ontology annotation, molecular function: chloride channel activity. The transcript has a single exon. The coding region runs from base 227 to 1663 and encodes 478 amino acids. Lineage: Eukaryota; Fungi; Ascomycota; Eurotiomycetes; Chaetothyriales; Herpotrichiellaceae.
UUUUCCAUUUUAUCUGCUUGCUUGCACCUUCUCUAUACUGUUGUACUCUCGUUUCCUUCUUUGCACAGCCGCUGACCCGGUGUCUUUCGCUCUUGAGCUGUUGACCGCUGUCACAUUGUCUCUGCCUAACGAGCUGAUUACUUGCACGUGCUGACCCGAGCACAUAUAUCCAUCCAGCGGGUACAAGAGUCAGCGUACAGAAUAUAUCCUUUCAAAGUUAUUCACAAUGGAACAAGAAAAGAACCUCCGACUAAAGGUCACCGACAUUCCCUCCUCGAAUUCCUCAAAUCCAGAUACUAUGCCAUCACCAGGCCGGGACAGGUUCAAACCACUGGCACUACGAGCCAAUACACACAAUUCCAUGGAUUUCGAGCACCUGUUCGUUGGUCCUCGAGACAUGAAACACCAUUCAAAGGUGCCUUUCUUCCUCCGAGUCCAUGGCAGUGUAGUUCCCAAGAUGAUCCUUCCACUCCUCUUUGUUGCAGCUUGGGCCACGGCUAUCACCUGCAUCAGCAAAUUCGUCCACGAUCUGGGUAUCAAUUCCGUUCUCUUGACGAUCACCGGUUUCGUGGUCUCGUUGGCCUUGUCAUUCCGUUCCACCACUGCAUACGAAAGAUACAGCGAAGGACGAAAGUACUGGGCGCAGUUGAUGUUGACCUCACGAAGUCUUGCUCGACUGAUUUGGAUUCAUACUGGAGAGCGUCACGAUGUUAGUGAAGAGCAAGGCAAAGCCGAUCUACUGGGCAAGUUGACGGCCUUGAACUUGGUCAAUGCAUUCGCCGUGGCCCUCAAACACUAUCUUCGAUUCGAACCUUCCGUGGAAUACCCCGACCUCGAACCCCUCAUCGGAAACCUUCACACUCUCGCUGGCGAAGCAGAUCAGAGCGCUUUGGAGCCGAAGAAGCAGACGCCGUGGCAUGAAGCAGGCGAAUAUCUGGGCGUCUCGUUCGCAGAGUCGAACCCGCGUAAGCUCAUUAAGCGCUCCAAAGACAAUCUGGGUAAUCUUCCUCUCGAAAUCCUCAACUAUCUUGCCGCAUAUAUGGACGAAAUCAUGAAGAACGGCCAGUUGACUGUGCCUGUCCACCAAACACAUGUCAUGGCCAAUGUCACCUCUCUUGCCGAAGUACUUACCGGUACGGAACGCGUACUGAGCACGCCGGUGCCUGUCGCCUACUCGAUUUCAAUCUCCCAGAUCACCUGGGUAUACAUCUUGACGCUUCCGUUCCAGCUGUACAAGUCAUUGGGAUGGGUGACGAUCUUUGGCACCGUACUUGCCGCAUACGUUAUUCUGGGGUUGGCACAGAUUGGCUACGAGAUUGAAAACCCAUUUGGGCACGAUGUCAAUGACCUGCCACUUGACGCCUACUGCCGCGAACUCGCUGCUGACAUUGACGUGUUGACAAGCAUGCCGGCCCCGACCGCCAAGAACUUCAUCGCUACGGCGGAGAACAAAGUGCUAUUUCCCUUGAGCAUGAGCAACUACGCAACCUGGAACCAACGGUCGGUUGCCGAGAUCAGGACAGCUCUGCGGAGGAAGGCCACCACCAAGGCCCUGUCGGUUGAACAAGAGCGUGUAUUUGCCCAGAGUGAGAGUACCAAUGAGGCCAUGGCCGUGCCGCAUAACAUUGACCACACGGACCGCCCUGAAGGUGACCAUUGUUGAAGGCUUCAGAAUGGAUUGGCAUGUUAGCGACUGCAAAUGUGCGAAUUGUGUGAAUUGAUCUUUGCGUGCAUAUUUGUCCGGUUACUAGCGAAAUGAGAAAAAGCGACAAAGGUUAUACCAUCACAGCAUGGAAAAAAUUGGUCCCACGACAACAUCCCA